UUUUAAUUACGAUUAUAAUCUUUUCUACCAAUCUGGAACAUUCUUCUCUGGGUUCGAAUCAAGUUCUACAGUAUCCGCAUUCACUCUUAUGGAACUGGCGAAGAAUAAGGCAUAUCAGGACCGCGCCAGAGCAGGCAUCAAAAGGGCCAUCGACAAAUAUGGAUGGACCAUCGAGGCCUUCAACGACAUGAAGUACUUGGACCAGUGCAUCGCCGAGGGAGUCAGGCUUCAUCCACCAGUCUCUACCAUCGACCGAUACACACACAGAGAUUGCAAAAUUUCUAACACGGAUGUCGUUAUUGAGAAGGGAACUCCUAUUUACAUUUCCCUGUACGGCUUGCACGGAGACCACGAUCACUUCGACCAGCCCGAGGUGUACGAUCCUGAACGGUUCACCGACGACAGACUUGUAUCCAAGGCUUACUUACCGUUCGGUCUUGGACCAAGGAAAUGUGUUUAUAACAAGUUCUGAUUUCAAAAAAUUAUA
Messenger RNA from Manduca sexta (tobacco hornworm), 487 nucleotides. Its product is annotated as probable cytochrome P450 6d5. The record is from RefSeq and is a predicted model, not a curated record. Bases 89 to 472 code for a protein of 127 amino acids. Lineage: Eukaryota; Metazoa; Arthropoda; Insecta; Lepidoptera; Sphingidae. Gene Ontology annotation, molecular function: iron ion binding; oxidoreductase activity, acting on paired donors, with incorporation or reduction of molecular oxygen; heme binding. The transcript has 2 exons.